UGCGCUCACCUGCGCACCUGGGCAGCGGAGCGAGCUGGCUACGGGCAACGCGAGAGAAGCGGCGAUGGCGGCGCACGGCUGGCUCUGGGGGUGCCUCCUGUUCGCAGGUUGGGGGUUUCUGGUUCUGGGUCAAGAGAAAAUCGAAGUCCUGGAGAAUAAAGGGGUGAGCCUGCCCUGCAAAGCCAUACAGUCACAACCCAAUCCGACACGUCAGGAGUGGAAGUUCCAGAGAGAUGGCAUCACCCUGCUCUUUUACCAUGGCAACAAGUUCACAGAUAACUACAAGGAUCGCGCCACGUUCACCCCGUAUGAGAUCCACCUCACGUCGGUGACCCGCAAAGACUCAGGCUUGUACACUUGCGAAGUCCUCGGAGACUCUUUUUCACAGUCGCAGGUGCAGCUGGUUGUGCAAGUGCCCGCCGCCAAGCCCACCGCCCACGUUCCUUCAGUGGUGACCAUUGGAAACAAGGUGGUCCUUAGAUGUGAGGAGACCGAGGCCAACCCCAGGCCGACUUUCAAGUGGUUCAAGAAUGACGUCCAGAUGCCCCCGGAUCCCAAAACCAGCACCAUCUUCAAGAAUUCGUCCUACACAAUCGACUCGGACACAGGCGUGUUGGCAUUUGAGCCCGCCAUGGCCCUGGACACGGGCGACUAUUCCUGUGAAGCCGAGAACAAGGUGGGCCCCCCCCAGAGAUCGGAGGUGAUUCACAUGGAAACCACAUCCCUAGAGUCACCUGAUCAAAAUUCAGAUGCUUAGCGAGACUCUUCUCCAAAGUGGCUGCCGAAGAGUUAAUUGGCUGGCUGAAAGCUGAUUUAUUUCAACCCCUGCUGGAUUCUUUCUGUUUUGUUUUUGUUUUUUCCUUUUUUUCUUCUUCUUUGAUUUAUUUGACUGCUCUUAUCAACAUCUGCUUUGUAUGGAAGCAAAGCACAUGCUUCUGGAUUUGUAUUUGAUUACAAAAACUUUUUGGAUCAAAAUAGUAAGAAAAUAUCUUCUUUGUUUUCUUUGCUUGCUCCCUGAUUUGAGCAACAAAAUAUUGGAUUACAUGGAAAGAAGUAGAAGUCUGACUUCAAGGGGGAAAGCAGAGUCUGGCUAGCAACAUGCAAGCUUUAGCUGAAUUUUUUUCUAAAAGAUUUGAUGAACUAAUAAAGGCCGUGGAAAACAUUUUGAAAAAUCAGACACUAAAGUAUUAAACCCACAAAAAGAACUUGUUCUCAAAGUAGCAGAUUCGUUGGGAAGAAACAUAGGCAUAAAGCAACACUGUGAAAAAUAUUGAGAAGAAAUGCGAUUUCCCAGCUGUAAAUUGGCCGGAAAGAAAUAUAGACUCAGAAAUAUUAGCAUCGACUCAAUAACAACUUCUGGAAGCUUAAAACUGCUUUUUAUAUAAUAGCAGAGGACUCUCUGGAUGUAUGUGGCAAAUAGGAUUUUUUAAGGGGUUUGAAGGAGAGUGGGAAAUGAACUUAAUACAUCUAAUUGAUAGAUGAUCUUAUCUGGUUUUUUGGGAGGGAAGAUAAAUUGGAUUGGGAGAUUGGACAUUGUAUUUAAUUAAUCAGCAAUUGAUAAGAAAUGGUAUAAAGAAAUAAACUUGUAUAUUUGAUCUGGGACCAAUUAGGGUUAAUAUUUAGGGUGAUUUGGGAUUGAAACCAUGGCACAUUUUCUUAACAGGGUUUUGGAAUCUUGUCUUUCUCUUAUUAUUGUUCACAAUUUUAUUAAUUUUAUACUUUUAUAUAAUAUGUUUAUUAUGAUUGUUUUUCCUAUUAACUAUUUUGUUAUUAAUAUAGUUUAUAGAUGACAGGCUAAUAAGUUGUAAAUAGGUUUAGUAGUUUAAUAGUUUAAAAUUCUUUGGACCUAUUUCUCAAGGAGUGGGAAACUAACGUUGCUGUACUAUAUUAAUCAGCAUUAAACUAUGGAGGAUGUUCGCUGUA
This is a messenger RNA of Crotalus tigris (Tiger rattlesnake), 1923 nucleotides long. RefSeq names its product F11 receptor (gene F11R). Gene Ontology annotation, cellular component: bicellular tight junction. Bases 65 to 757 code for a protein of 230 amino acids. Gene Ontology annotation, biological process: cell adhesion; regulation of membrane permeability; establishment of endothelial intestinal barrier. The record is from RefSeq and is a predicted model, not a curated record. Lineage: Eukaryota; Metazoa; Chordata; Lepidosauria; Squamata; Viperidae. The transcript is spliced from 8 exons.